Messenger RNA from Henningerozyma blattae CBS 6284, 4014 nucleotides. It is a transcript of the gene IKI3, whose product is annotated as Elongator subunit IKI3. Gene Ontology annotation, biological process: tRNA wobble base 5-methoxycarbonylmethyl-2-thiouridinylation. Gene Ontology annotation, molecular function: tRNA binding. NCBI's taxonomy places the organism in Eukaryota, Fungi, Ascomycota, Saccharomycetes, Saccharomycetales, Saccharomycetaceae. Gene Ontology annotation, cellular component: cytosol; elongator holoenzyme complex. The record is from RefSeq and is a predicted model, not a curated record. The transcript has a single exon. The coding region runs from base 1 to 4014 and encodes 1337 amino acids.
AUGCGUAAUCUAAUUACACUCAAUAAGGGUAAACUACACCCCUUGGCAUCUACUGUACCAGAGGAAGAAGCUAGUUCGUUUAAAUUAGUUGAUUCUACAUUUGAUGUCAUUACCGAUAGUAUAACUGUGGUUCUUUUUGAUGAUCAUUCUCAAAUAUAUGAGAUACAACAAUAUAUGAAAGAUGGUACUAAGCUCAUCUUAGCUACAUUUAGUGCAACAAACCUGGAUGAUACGCUUUUAUCCUUUGCACAUUUCCCAGAUCUAAACCAACUUAUCUUUGUUUUUAAACUUGGUGACAUUUUGACUGCUACUUAUGACUCAGUUAAUUAUAAUUAUCAGGAUACAGUUAUUGAAAUUGUAGGCUCCAUAGAUGAUGGAAUUGCAGCUGCAAGUUGGUCAUAUGAUGAAGAAACCCUAGUAUUAGUUACUAAUGCCAAUAAUGUUGUUUUAUUGAGUAAAAAUUUUGACCCUAUUAAUGAAUAUCACAUGGAAUUAGACGAUCUAAAGAUGUCUAAACAUGUCACCGUUGGUUGGGGUAAAAAAGAAACUCAAUUUAGAGGUACAGGUGCCAAAGCCAUGGAAAGAGAAGCCUUCGCAAGUUUGAAGGCUUCUGGCCUUGUUGGUUCGGAAUUAAGAGAUCCAACUAUGCCAUAUAUGGUCGAUACAGGUAAGAUAACCGAAUUAGAUAAUAAAAACGCAUAUAUAUCUUGGAGAGGGGAUUGUGAGUAUUUUGUUGUUUCUACAGUUGAUGCUGCUGUCUCAGAGGAAACCGAUCAAUCCGUCGAAAGAAGAGUUCUUCGAGUAUUCACCCGUGAAGGUGAAUUGGAUAGUGCUUCCGAACCAGUAGAUGGCAUGGAACGUCAUACUAGUUGGAAGCCACAAGGUUCUUUAAUAGCAUCUAUUCAACGCCGUAUGCAUUCAGCUGAUGAUAACUCACUAGACUUAAUAUUCUUCGAAAGAAAUGGUCUAAGGCAUGGCGAAUUUGAUACCAGAUUACCAUUGAAUGAGCAAGUUAACUCCUUGACUUGGAAUAAUACUUCAGAUAUAUUAACCAUUGUUUUGCAAGAUAGAAUCCAGUUAUGGACCACCAAGAAUUAUCAUUGGUACUUAAAACAGGAAAUCUAUAGUGAGAAUAUUAACUUCGCAAAAUGGCAUCCAGAAAAGGAUUUCACAUUAUUAUUCGGUAAUGAGAAUGAAGUUAAUAUUCUAGAUUUCGCCUACAAAACAACAGUGGGCCCAACUUUAGAACCAUUUGAUAAUGGUACUACCUUGGUAAUUGAUUGUACUACUGUCAACAUAACUCCUUUAGCAAUGGCUAACGUUCCACCUCCGAUUUAUUUUAGGGACUUUGAGACUCCCGAAAACGUAAUUGAUGUUGCUACAAGCUUAUCUAAUGAAAUUUAUGCUGCUAUUAAUAGGAACGCAUUAGUAUUGGCUUCUGUCGUAAGUAUGGGGGAUAUGAAAAAAGGCCAACAUCCUCAAACCAGAUGUAUUUUACCAAAAACUGACUUUGCUAGUGAAUUUGACACCCUUCGUCAAGUUGCUUUUGUAAAAGAUUCCGUUGUUGCUAUAUUAUUGGAUUCAGACAAUCUUUCAAGGAUCGUACUAAUUAAUGUUGAAAAUAUUGACUCACCUACUGUUAUGAAUGUUGUUGAAACAUUUGAUAAGAUUAUUCUUUUAAAAACCUCUUUCGAUUAUAAUUUUUUUGUUUACGAAACUAGAGAUGGCUCUAUUAUGCAAUUAGAUUUAGAAGGUCAAUUCACGCCAAUUACAAAAUUCCCACAAUUAGUUCGUGAUUUCAGGGUUAUUAGAGUCGAUAACCAACAUUCUACUCUUGAAUAUGAGGAUGACGUAUUGAAUAAAUGGAAUUCCCAACAUCCAGAAUUGGUUGCAUUUGGUAUUACAAAUACAGGUAAACUGUUUGCUAAUGAUGUUCAAUUAACUAAUGCAGUUACUUCUCUAGAAGUAACAAACUCAUUUUUAUUAUUCACAACUGUCCAAAAUAAUUUACAAUUUGUUCAUUUGAACUCUACUCAAUUCAAACCCUUGCCUAUCGUAGAAGAAGGUGUAAUCGAUGAGAGAGUUCGUGCCAUUGAAAGGGGCUCUAUUUUGGUUAAUUCGAUGCCAACUAAAGGUGCAGUGGUUUUACAAGCUCCACGUGGUAACUUAGAAACAAUUUGUCCAAGAAUUAUGGUUUUAGCAAGUGUUCGUAAAAGCAUUAAAGAAAAAAACUACAAAGUUGCUUUCACAGCAUGUCGUACACAUAGAAUUCAUCUUGACAUUCUGCAUGAUUAUGACCCUGAAUUGUUUUAUGAAAAUUUGAAAUUAUUCAUUGAUCAAAUUGAGAAAGUUUCUUAUUUGGAUUUAUUUAUAUCAUGCCUAGUUGAUGAAGAUGUCUCUAAAACGAAAUACAAAGAAACUUUAAACAUUGAUAUAAGCGAACCUUAUGAAAUGGAGGCAGCAGAAUUGACCGAAAUGCAACUAUAUUUAAAAAAGAAGUUUUAUGAUCCUUCAAAAUCAAAAAUCAAUAAAAUCUGUAAAGCUAUUUUAAAAGUUCUAUUAAAUGAUUCUCACUAUAAAAAAAAAUAUAUCCAAUCUAUUAUUACAGCAUACUCGUCUCAAAAGCCAUCAAACGUUGAGGGUGCUUUAUCAUUAAUUACAGCAUUAAAUGAUAAGGAAGAAAAGGAGUCAUGCUUGACUUAUCUAUGCUUCUUACAAGAUAUUAAUGUUCUUUAUAAAGAAGCAUUAGCCUUGUAUGAUGUUAAACUGUCCUUGGCUGUUGCUCAGAAAUCUCAAAUGGAUCCUCGUGAAUAUUUACCUUUCCUACAAAAUUUGUUCGACAAUGAACCUUUACGUCGUAGAUUUUUGAUUGAUGAUUACUUGAAGAACUAUGAAAAAGCUUUGGAGGCGUUAGUUGAAUCAUCAAAAGACGAAACAAAUGUCAAUCAAGAAAUUCAAGAAUAUGUUGAUACUCAUUGUUUAUAUAAGAAUGCUCUGGAUAUAUACCGUCAUGAUACUUCCAAACAAAAUGUGAUUUAUAGAAGUUUUGCUAGACACCUUUCUUCUAAACAAGAGUAUUCUGAAGCUGCAAUGAUUUUCGAAAUGCUUGGGCAAUACAAGGAGGCAAUGGAAGCUUACAUAUUCAGCAAGAGAUGGCAGGAGGCCUUAAGCAUUGCUACAGAUAAAUUUCCAGAUCAAAUUAUAUCCGUUGCCGAUGAUUUAGUGUCUACUUUGACAUUUGAACACAAGUAUGUUGAUGCCGCCGAAAUAUAUUUGAAAUUUCUUGAUAAUAUCGAAGAAGCUAUUUCUUGCUAUUGUAGGUCUUAUAACUAUGCCACAGCCUGUCUAACUGCAUCUUCUAAUAAAAUGCCUGAUUUAAUUGAAAAGAUUAUUGACCCUGGACUGGGAGAAGGCUACGGUACAGUUGCUGAAUUGCUCGCAGAUUGUAAAGGUCAGAUCAAUUCUCAACUAAGAAGAUUAAAAGAAUUAAGAACAAAAAAAGAAGAGGAUCCAUAUGCAUUUUAUGGUCAAGAAACGGAACAAGCAGACGAUGUAUCUAUUGCUCCAUCUGAAACGUCAACAAAAGAUUCAUUUUUUACGAGAUAUACUGGGAAAACUGGUGGUACAGCCAAAACAGGUGUUUCGAGACGUACUUCAAAAAAUAAGCGCCGUGAAGAGCGUAAGAGGGCUCGUGGGAAGAAAGGUACGAUUUAUGAAGAGGAGUAUUUGGUAAAAUCAAUUGGUAGAUUAAUUGAAAGAUUAGACCAGACCAGACCAGAUGCUGCUAAAUUAAUAGAUGGUCUUUGCAGAAGAAACAAAAGAGAACAAGCUUAUCAAAUCCAAAAAACAUUUAUUGAAGUUUUAGAUCUAUUAAAGGAUAAUGUAGAAGAAAUAUAUACUAUAAGUGAAAAAGAUAGAGAAAGAAUUAAUGAAAACGGAGAAAUUUACUACAUACCUGAAAUCCCUGUGCCAGAAAUUAAGGAUUUCGAAAAGAAUAAAAUCGUGGAUUAUUAA